AUGACCCAGUGUGACCUGAAGGGCCUGUUGAGAAAUGAGCUGGGCUCCAAUAUGACCAUCUUGGCCAUGAACACAGCUGGGACCUUCUCAGGCUUCUACCACACUGUAGUGGCAGCUACCAACAAGCAGAUCUUGGAGUCACCCUUGCAAGGGAUCCAGCAGCAUCCCAGUGCCAAGAAACACCCCACGUUUGGUUUCACUGUGCAGUGGCAGUUCUCAGACUCCACCAUUGCCUUUGUGGGCCAGUGCUUUGUGGAUCACUGUGGGAAGGAGACACUGGAGUCCACGUGGCUCCUGCGGGAAGAGGUCCUGUCGCACAAGGACACCUGGAAAGCCCCCAGGGUCGGCACUUCCAUCUUCACCUUCAUCAAGUGA
This is a messenger RNA of Hirundo rustica (Barn swallow), 375 nucleotides long. Its product is annotated as avidin-like. The coding region runs from base 1 to 375 and encodes 124 amino acids. Gene Ontology annotation, molecular function: biotin binding. The transcript is spliced from 3 exons. The record is from RefSeq and is a predicted model, not a curated record. NCBI's taxonomy places the organism in Eukaryota, Metazoa, Chordata, Aves, Passeriformes, Hirundinidae.